This is a messenger RNA of Amyelois transitella, 3837 nucleotides long. RefSeq names its product iron-sulfur clusters transporter ABCB7, mitochondrial (gene ABCB7). Gene Ontology annotation, cellular component: mitochondrial inner membrane. Bases 30 to 2195 code for a protein of 721 amino acids. The record is from RefSeq and is a predicted model, not a curated record. Gene Ontology annotation, molecular function: ATP hydrolysis activity; ABC-type transporter activity; ATP binding. The transcript is spliced from 14 exons. NCBI's taxonomy places the organism in Eukaryota, Metazoa, Arthropoda, Insecta, Lepidoptera, Pyralidae. Gene Ontology annotation, biological process: intracellular iron ion homeostasis; transmembrane transport.
GCUUAUCACUCAUUUGUCAGUUUGCGAACAUGGCGGCUGUGCUGCUGUCAUCUAAAAAUUUUGAUAAAAUAUUAAAAAAUCAUUUAAAAUUCACGAAAUCUUUCUUGAGCAAUAAAUCUGUGAUUUUAAAUAAACCGCAAUACGUCUUGCCAUGCAAACAAUGCGCGGCUGCAAGUCAGUUUAAGUAUUACUCUUCAGCACCUCCGAACAAUGCGGGAUCCACAGAUACGGCUAAAAAUGUUUUGGCGGCAGUUUUGGCCAAUAAACCCAAGGCUGGGAAAAUACCAGCAGCAGGUAUCCAAAAACGGGACUGCUUUCACCCAGGUGCCUCUGUUUUGUCCCGUGAAGAUAUCAACUUGGCGGACGCAAAGCCGGUCACGGGAACUGACAUGGUCAGGGGCAUGUUGGAGUAUGUGUGGCCCAAGGACAACGAGAUGAUAAGGAACCGGGUCAUGCUGUCUCUGUCGCUCCUGUUUGGGGCCAAGAUAGUGAAUGUCACUGUCCCAUUCAUAUUCAAGUACGCGGUGGACGAAGUGAACGGCGCAGUGAUGACGUCAGGUGGUGAAGCGUUGUUGGGGAUGGAUACGGUACCACAGGCGUUGGGAACUGCCGCUUUUAGCCUGUUAUUAGGAUAUGGCAUUGCCCGCGCGACAGCGGCCGGGUUCAAUGAACUAAGAAACGCGGUGUUCGCCAAAGUGGCCCAACAUUCAAUAAGGAAGCUCGCUUGCAAUGUGUUCACACAUUUACACAACCUGGAUCUGAGUUUCCAUUUGGGGAGGCAGACUGGAGCUCUGUCUAAGACAAUAGACCGCGGGUCGCGAGCCAUAAACUUCGUCUUAUCAGCGAUGGUGUUCAACAUAGUGCCCACUAUAUUUGAGCUGACUUUAGUCUCCAGUAUAUUGGGGGUAAAGGGAGGAUUGGCGUUUGCGGGUCUAGCAUUCAGCUGCGUAGGAGUUUACGCGGCGUUCACGCUGGCUGUAACACAAUGGCGGACGAAAUUCAGAGUGUACAUGAACCGCGCUGAGAACGAGGCGGGUAAUAAGGCGGUCGAUUCUCUCAUCAAUUACGAGACUGUUAAGUAUUUCAACAACGAGAAAUACGAAUUGGAAAAAUACGACAUGAGCCUGAAGAUAUAUGAGGAGGCGUCUCUGAAGACCGCCUCCAGCUUGGCCCUGUUGAACUUCGGCCAGCACGCGAUAUUCAGCGCCGGCUUGAGUGCCAUCAUGAUAAUGGCCGCCAACGAGAUUGUUAAAGGCCGCAUGUCGGUGGGCGACCUGGUGAUGGUGAACGGGCUGCUGUUCCAGCUGUCGGUGCCGCUGGGCUUCCUGGGCUCCGUGUACCGCGAGGUGCGCCAGGCGCUCGUCGACAUGCAGACCAUGUUCACGCUCAUGACUGUGCGGUCGCGGGUUCAGGAGAAAGAGAAAGCGCCACCGCUAAUAGUGGACGCCAAAACUGCGAACAUUGAAUUCAAAGAUGUCAGCUUCAAAUACAUUAACGGGAAGCCGAUUUUUAACAACCUUUCUCUCACUAUACCGGCCGGGAAGAAGAUUGGAAUAGUCGGUGGAUCAGGCAGCGGAAAGUCAACUUUAGUCCGUCUGUUAUUCAGAUUCUUCGAGCCACAGUCAGGUCAAAUAUUCAUUAACGGUCAGAAUAUAAAAGAUUUGGAUCUAGUCAGUUUGAGGAAGGCUAUAGCUAUAGUCCCACAGGAUUGCGUCUUGUUCCACGACACGAUAUACCACAAUCUGCAUUACGGCGAUCUCACCAAGAGUAUGGACCAAGUGUACGAAGCUAGUAAAAUGGCGGAGUUACACGACUCCGUGCAGACUUGGCCUAAGGGUUACGAGACCCAAGUUGGCGAAAGGGGUCUGAAACUGUCCGGCGGCGAGAAACAACGUGUCGCGAUUGCGCGCGCCAUUUUGAAAGAUUCCCCGAUCAUUGUGUUCGAUGAGGCGACGUCGAGCCUCGAUUCUCUUACUGAACAUGCGAUUCUCCAAGCGCUGAAAGCGGCCACAGUGGGCCGCACCUCAAUAUGUAUCGCCCAUCGGCUCUCCACAGUCGCCGAUGCUGACGAAAUAUUCGUAUUGGAACACGGAAGCAUCACCGAGAGGGGGAAACAUUCGGAUCUUAUAAACAAUCCGAAAUCAUUGUAUUAUAGACUCUGGGAGAAACAGAAUAGGGACGCGAGUCUCAAGUGAAUGUUACGACUCAAUUUGUGUGAAAGUGACAGUUUGACAAGUAAAUAAAUAUGGCCGACUCGAAUAUAAUGUUUGACAUAACGGAUCUGUCAAUGAGGGCGCUAGUUCUGCGAUUUAUAAAAUACAAGCGGCUAGCCACGGGCGGUAGCAUUAUUUAUUGAUGUCUAUACAAACUAAUCACUGCCCAUUUUAGUAUUUUAAGAAGUUGAUGUUUGAAAAAAAUCCUAUGUUGGAAUGCGGGUUUGUAAACUAUAUGUUUACAAAAUAUCAUUCGAAUUCGUCUCUCAAAUAAAAUUUUUAAUUCUCAAUAUGGCGUGGUAUGUUAUAUUUUUGGUCAAACUGUAAUUAUGUUAUAAAUAAUAAUGUCGCGAAAUCUGUUUACAACAUGUAAAAGAUUAUAAAUGUUCCUUCUAUUCUUCCUUCCUUAAAAGCCUAUGUAAGUCCACUUUUGGACUAAGGCCUCCCCAGAAAUGGGGGAUUAUACCCACAGUCACCACGGGGCUGGCGGGUUGGUUACCGCAGCCCUUGAUCGCCUCUUACGAUACCCACGGAAAGAUAUUGAGUGGUGCUAUACUACUAUGCCGGAACCACACAGCCUAUACAAAUUACAUUGCAAAUAUUAUGUUAAAAUAUUUUUAAAAGUAAAACCAAUGUAUAUUUAUGAGAAAUUGUCUUAUUUGUAUAAUGUUUUUGUGUUUGUACAAUAUUAUUUCGUAUUAAUUUUCGAAUAACGUCAAAAGACGAAUUUACACAUUUUCUUUUUGUUCGCAGUAAUUUUAUCAAAGUCGGUUAUAUUCCGAUCUUAACCAAAAUAAUAGUCAUAAGGUCUGUGAUUCUUAUUGAUUUCAUGGAAUAUUUUAAGUACCUAAUCAAAAAAUUGUUUCAAUGUAUGCCAAAUUUAUAAUUAUUACAUUACAAGUAUAAAGCUGUGACAAAAGUUAAAUAAUUUUAGAUUAUAAUGUAAACGAUGUUAAAUGUUAUAGAUAAAUUAAAUAUCCUACCUCGUAAAUGAAGAAACUCAUAUUCUUGAUUUCUGGUGAAAACCUACUAAUAUUAUAGAUGCGAAAAUUUGUAAAGAUGUGUGGAUGUGUUUGUUACUUAUUUACGCAACUACUACAAAACGGAUUUUCAUGAAACUUUUUUCAUUUUGAUUCAUAUAAUCACGGUUAUAUCCCCUGCAGGGGCAGACAGAGCCAGCAGUCUUGUAUGGCCGAUAAGCCACGUUCAGCUGUUAGGCUUAAUUAUAUUGAAAUAGUGUAUAGGUUGCUAGCCUAUCCCAUCGUCGUCAUUAGUCGCCUUUUACGACAUCCGUGGCAGUAAUGUAGCUUAGACAUUGGAAUGAGUAAACGUAAAAAUUUAUAGAGAUUUAAGGCGGGGCAAAGUCGUGGGCAACAGUUAUAUGAAAUGAAUCAACAAAAUUUACAUUAUUGUAUGUGAAACCUACCGUCUAAAGAGCAGUUGACUACAGAACACUUGACUAAAGAACAGUUGACUAAAGAACAGUUGACUAAAGAACAGUUGACUAUAGAACAGUUGACUAAAGAACAGUUGACUAAAGAACAGUUGACUAAAGAACAGUUGACUAAAGAACAGUUGACUAAAGAACAGUUGACUAAAGAACAGUUGACUAAAGAACAGUUGA